UCGGUCCCCCGCGCUCGUGGGCUCUCCCAAGUUGCUCGCGCCGCCCGUUGCCCUUGGGGUGGCCGCUGUGCGGGGCCUGGUGCAGUGAGCGGUGUUUGUGAGUCCCGCAGCCAUGGUGAAUUUUGCCCAAGCUGUGCGUGACCACUGGGUUCACAUCCUUGUUCCCUUGGGAUUCGUGGUUGGAUGCUAUCUGGACAGAUGGAAUGAUGAGAGGCUGUCAGCCUUCCGAAACAAGAGCUUAUUGUACAAGAGGGAGCUGAGGCCCGGUGAAGAAAAAACAUGGAAAUAAAGGCUGUUGAUGAAUGGAGAAUAUUUUUGCUCAGUUAAUCACCUUAUCUCAUGCAUUGAAAUAAUAUGAUUAUGGUUUUAUCUUGAGACUGUACCAAGCUACAGAAAAGAACACCUACAAUUUGUCAGUGCUACUUUAAUUUCCAUUGUUACUUUCUGAAAGGUGAUUUAGUUAUAUAGCUAAUUUGUACCUGGGAAACCCACAAAAGUUGAGAAAUGUCUGACCCCAGAAGUACCAUUCAGGAGUUGGGGGAGGAAAGACUUAAUGUAAUAAAGAAAAAACUAUGCAAAAAUA
Messenger RNA from Centrocercus urophasianus (Greater sage-grouse), 583 nucleotides. RefSeq names its product NADH:ubiquinone oxidoreductase subunit B1 (gene NDUFB1). Lineage: Eukaryota; Metazoa; Chordata; Aves; Galliformes; Phasianidae. Bases 113 to 289 code for a protein of 58 amino acids. Gene Ontology annotation, cellular component: mitochondrion. The record is from RefSeq and is a predicted model, not a curated record. The transcript is spliced from 3 exons.